Aricia agestis (brown argus) is the source of this 1636-nucleotide messenger RNA. RefSeq names its product ras-related protein Rab6 (gene Rab6). Gene Ontology annotation, molecular function: GTP binding; GTPase activity. The record is from RefSeq and is a predicted model, not a curated record. The transcript is spliced from 6 exons. NCBI's taxonomy places the organism in Eukaryota, Metazoa, Arthropoda, Insecta, Lepidoptera, Lycaenidae. Bases 122 to 751 code for a protein of 209 amino acids.
GCGGCGCUGCGCUCGUAUGCCGCAGGAGUGGCCUGUCAUUGUCAUUGUUCAUAUAGUUUUCUGUGAUAAGAAUUACUGUGAAAUUAUUUAUAAGCUUACUAAAUAAUUAUAGUUUUAUAAAAUGUCGACGUCUGGGGAAUUCGGUAAUCCCUUGCGCAAAUUUAAGUUGGUUUUCCUCGGCGAACAGAGCGUGGGAAAGACAUCGCUCAUCACACGGUUUAUGUACGACAGUUUCGACAACACUUAUCAGGCAACAAUCGGUAUAGACUUUCUAUCGAAGACAAUGUACCUGGAGGACCGCACGGUGCGGCUGCAGCUGUGGGACACGGCCGGCCAGGAGCGUUUCCGAUCCCUCAUCCCCUCAUACAUCAGAGACUCCACUGUUGCAGUCGUUGUUUAUGAUAUCACAAACGCGAACUCGUUCCACCAGACGUCGAAAUGGAUCGACGACGUGCGCACGGAGCGCGGGUCGGACGUGAUCAUAAUGCUGGUCGGCAACAAGACGGACCUGUCCGACAAGCGGCAGGUGUCCACCGAGGACGGCGACCGCAAGGCCAAGGAGCUCAACGUCAUGUUCAUAGAGACCAGCGCCAAGGCUGGGUAUAAUGUUAAACAGUUGUUCCGGCGGGUGGCGGCGGCGCUGCCAGGUAUGGACUCCGCCGAGAGCAAGCCCCCCGAAGACAUGCAUGAGGUAAUACUGAGACAGGCGCCGGGUGACAACAAGGAGCCGGACAGCAACUGCGCCUGCUAGACCACUACAGGAUUAGUUUAAAGCAGUGUUGCCAACUUUACGAUUUUACCAAAAUUGUGUAGUUGGCAACCCUAUGAUAGUUGUGUUAAAACAAUCGUACCGAUGUUGCUUUGUACAGGAUUACCAACGGUACGAUUUUCCCGAGUUUUGGGAAGUGCUUGCAGUUUGCAACCCAUCAUCGCUAUGAUAAAGUUUAAGACUAUUUUGUCAUGUUCUUUACCACAGGGUUGAUGUCUGUAUGAUUUUUUAUUCCCAAACUUCGGGUAGAAUAAUUGUACGGUUGGCAAACCUGCCAUGUAUAUUUACACAGGGUUGCCAACCGUAUGAAUGUUUUUGCUUCUCAUACACUUUGUAUUAUAUUUUACGGUUGGCAACUCUGUUAUACUACGUCACGCUGAGGUUGUCAGACAACCUCCAAUUCUGUUUUUUUGUUCGGUUUGCCAGUAAUUCCUACAAACGUAGCUAUUUUUAGGAUGCAGCUAGCAACUCUAAUAAUCUUAUGAAAUAUCAUCUUCUAAGUACUAUGUUUGUGUCCGCGUAACUUUUAAAAAAUUAAAUUAUUUUUCUAUGAGAAUUAGAAUUAUUUUCAACAAAGUUAUAGCUCCAAAAAUAAAACUGUAAUUUUUUAUUGACUAUGAGUUUAUAUUACAAACUUUUUAUUGCCAACAUUAAAUGAAAAUAACAUUAAUGUAAUAUGGAAACUAUAGUUUCGAUUUUGUUUUGAGUGUUUGGAGCUAUUAAAGUCUUAUGAAAUAUGUUUAGCGUCUUUCAAUGUGAUUUUAGAUUAUACUUUUUAGUAUUUUUAUAGAAGUGUUGUGCGGCACUAUACGUUGAGGCUUACGCUGUGCUCACGAGCCAACAAUAAUGAGAUUAUCGUUUUUUCAU